Molecule: messenger RNA, 1556 nt
Organism: Siniperca chuatsi (mandarin fish)
Lineage: Eukaryota; Metazoa; Chordata; Actinopteri; Centrarchiformes; Sinipercidae
Gene: sh3bgrl
Product: SH3 domain binding glutamate-rich protein like
Exons: 4
Coding region: 308-655 (115 amino acids)
Cellular component (GO): cytoplasm
Source: RefSeq, a predicted model, not a curated record
GCGCGUGAUUGUACGUGUCUCCGUGUGCUCCUGCUCUACAGAGAAAGGGGGGUGAGGGGGGCCCAGAAGGGGCGGGGAGGCAGAGUAGAGGCGGAGGAGGAAUGCAAAGCUCCAUCCAGUGCUGAGAACAGGAGCAUUUGCGCAGAUAGUCUGCGCUGCCUUCAACAGACACACAGCGUUUCAGCCGGGGAAGUUUGUUUUUGUUGCCUUUUGUCCCGCUGCCGAGCAAUCCGCCUGCAAAGUGUCUGCAAGGAGCAGGGCAACCGACCGCUGCUUACCGGACUCGUGUCAGCAUCAGGGAUUUAACAUGGUGAUCAAAGUGUACAUAGCAUCGUCCUCUGGAUCCACUUCGAUUAAAAAGCAGCAGCAGGAUGUGAUGGGCUUCCUGGCUGCCAAUAAGAUCGAAUUCGAGGAGUGUGACAUUGCGGCCAAUGAGGCCAACAGGAAGUGGAUGAGAGAGAAUGUUCCGGAGGAGUCCAGGCCGGCCACGGGGAACCCUCUCCCCCCACAGAUAUUUAACGAAAGCGGAUAUUGCGGGAACUACGAGGCCUUCUUCGAUGCCAGAGAGGACAACGCUGUGUAUGCAUUUCUGGGUCUGACUGCUCCCCCGGGCUCAAAGGAGGCCGAGGCUCUAGCCAAGAAAGCACAGCAGUAGCAGCUUUCCACCCUUCCUUACCUGAGACCUCAGGCCUAGACAUAAAUCCCAGACCUGGACCCAGACUGACCUGGAACUGAUCCAGGAAAAAAAAGAAGCAACAUUUCACUCAGCUUAUAAAUAUGUGGACGGUUUUGAUUUACUCUUUUCAGUAUGUUUUUUUUUUUUUUAUUAAUCUGUGUUCAGCUGUGCCUUGUCAGCCGUAGUGAAGGGAGGUACUAAAGCAGAGCUUUAUGGGUAUCUACAAACAGCUCUGCUUCCUCCCAUUAACCUCAGCCUGUUAACCCUAUUGGCCUAAUGACAUGUCAAUCAACCAUUAGCAUUAUUGUGUAGCUUGCAGUCUGAGAACAAAUCAUCAGACAAAACAAAAUGUACACACUUUGAAAAUUGUAACAGAGAUUCUUCACUUGGCCGACAGAAUGUCGUCCAUGUUAACAUUAGACCAUAAAACAUUAUCAUCAUUUAUUUAACUUGACAGGUUUAAUUAGUACAAGUCUUAUCUGUUGAAUCCUGGAAACAUUAAGUCAAAUGUUGUACUCCUGCCAGUCAUGUCAUCGCCAAAACUGCAGCACCUUCUGUAAACGUUCUCUGUAACAAUCAUAAUCAAUAACAAACAUUCUCUGUCUUUAUUUACUUUAUAUUGUCUUAAUGCUGUUUUGAUAGCAAACGUUUUUUUACAAGAUGAUAUAUGUUUAAAAAUGACAAUACAUGCCAAAAUUACAAGUCACAGAGGGACGUGAAAUUUAGUUGUUUUUUUUUUAUUUGCUGUUAUUGUUUUUAGGGGAGCUGUUUCAUUUCGUUAUAAGCAUUCUGUUUCACAUUGUGUUGGUAAUUCCUGUCUUACAUAAGUUGAUAUGUUCCCUAAAAUAAAAUAAAAAUAAGACUGCAAGUAAAACUGCAA